AUGCAAAAAGCAACAGCGAAAGCGGAGCAAGAAUACCUGAAGAACGUGGACCUGAGCGUUCGGCUGAAUCGCUGGAUACUGAAACCGAUAGCCGCGUGGCCAGAAUCGAGCACCGUUUCGCCGAUCAAGAAAUACCUUGGGUGGUUCGUUCACAUCAUCUGCUAUUCCCUGCUCAGUUUCCUCUUCGUCCCCUGCUUGACCUUCCUGAUCCUCGAGGUGAACGACACCUACAACAGGAUCAAGCUGAUCGGCCCUCUCAGCUUUUUCCUCAUGUCGUACUUGAAGUACUAUCUCAUGCUGCUGCACAAGAACGACAUCCUGAAGUGCGUGCAGCAGGUCCAGAGGGACUGGGCGAACGCCAGACACCUAAACGACAGAAAUAUCAUGGGAAUGAACGCGAAUUAUGGAAGAAAAUUAGUAGUCGUCUCAGCGUUCUUCAUGUACAGUUCUUACAUUUUCUUCUACAUCGCUGUACCAAUCACCGUGGGGAGGAUCCCGGCGCAGGACGGGAACUUCACCUUCAUCUUCUUGCCGUUUCCUUCCUCGAUGCGGAUCACCGACUACCGACAGAGCCCCGUCAACGAAAUCUUCUACUUCCUUCAGUGUCUGGCAGGCGUUGUGCUGCAUAUCAUCACGGUCGGAGCUUGUAGCUUGGCGGCGACAUUCGCAGUGCAUGCGUGUGGACAGAUGCAGAUCUUGAUGAACUGGUUGGGCUACCUCGUGAACGGACGGGCGGAUAUGAGCAAGAGUCUGGACGGCAGGAUUGCCAGUAUCGUGGAACAACAUGUUCGAAUACUCAAGUUCUUAGAUCUUACAGAAAAAACACUUCGAUACAUAGCUCUAGUGGAGUUUCUGGGGUGUACAACGGUGUUGUGUUUGCUUAGUUAUUACGUUCUCGUGGAAUGGAGCACGAACGACAGGAUAAGCUCUGCGACUUACGCCGUUCUUUUUGUGUCUUUCACCUUCAAUAUAUUCAUAUAUUGUUACAUAGGAGAACUUGUUGCCGAGGGGUGUAGACAAAUUGCUGAGAUAUCGUACAUGAUUGACUGGUAUCGAUUACUGGGCAAGAGGAAACUCAGCAUAAUUUUGAUCAUGCAAAUGUCUCAUUCGACAAUUAAACUGACAGCAGGGAACAUCGUGAUAUUAUCUUACAGCAAGUUCGGCGAUGUCGUUAAAAGUGCGUUCGCCUUUCUGAAUGUACUACGAACGGUCACUUGA
Messenger RNA from Megachile rotundata (alfalfa leafcutting bee), 1218 nucleotides. Its product is annotated as odorant receptor 43a-like. Gene Ontology annotation, cellular component: plasma membrane. NCBI's taxonomy places the organism in Eukaryota, Metazoa, Arthropoda, Insecta, Hymenoptera, Megachilidae. Gene Ontology annotation, biological process: sensory perception of smell; detection of chemical stimulus involved in sensory perception of smell. The record is from RefSeq and is a predicted model, not a curated record. Gene Ontology annotation, molecular function: olfactory receptor activity; odorant binding.